CCAGCGAAGGCGCGCGCGGCGGCCGGGCCCCGCCCCCGCCUCCGCCGCGGUGACCUUCACGGGCUCGCAGGCCGGGGCAGUGGCGAGAUGUUCGUGCAGGAGGAGAAGAUCUUCGCGGGCAAGGUGCUGCGGCUGCACAUCUGCGCGGCCGACGGCGCCGAGUGGCUGGAGGAGGUGACCGAGGACACCUCGGUGGAGAAGCUCAAGGAGCGCUGCCUCAAGCACGGUGCUCACGGGAGCUUGGAAGACCCCAAGAGUGUGACCCACCAUAAGUUAAUACAUGCUGCUUCAGAGAGAGUGCUGAGUGAUACCAAGACUAUCGUGGAAGAGAGUAUCCAGGACCAAGAUGUCCUUUUACUGAUAAAAAAGCGCGUUCCUUCUCCACUUCCCAAGAUGGCUGAUGUCUCUGCAGAAGAAAAGAAGAAGCAAGAGCAAAAGGCCCCAGACAAAGAAGCCAUCCUCCGGGCCACAGCCAGCCUGCCCGCCUGCAGCACAGACCGAACUGCUGUCCAGACCACCAUGAGAGAUUUUCAGACAGAACUACGGAAAAUCUUGGUGUCUCUCAUCGAGGUGGCACAGAAGCUGUUAGCACUGAAUCCUGAUGCAGUUGAAUUGUUUAAGAAGGCAAAUGCUAUGCUGGAUGAAGAUGAGGAUGAGCGGGUGGAUGAGACCGCCUUGCGGCAGCUCACAGAAAUGGGCUUUCCUGAGAGCAGAGCCUCGAAGGCCCUUCGGCUGAACCACAUGUCAGUGCCUCAGGCCAUGGAGUGGUUAAUUGAGCAUGCUGAGGACCCUGCUAUCGACUCACCUCUUCCAGGCCAGGCCCCCGCAGCAGGGGCAGGUGCUGCAGCUGCCACCUCCACCACCCCUGAAGCUGCCGCGGGGACUGGUACAGGAGAUGAGGAGGCCCGGGAUGAGCUCACCGAGAUCUUUAAGAAGAUCCGUAGGAAAAGGGAAUUCCGGGCCGAUGCUCGGGCUGUCAUUUCGCUGAUGGAGAUGGGCUUUGAUGAAAAGGAAGUGAUUGACGCACUCCGAGUGAACAACAACCAGCAGAAUGCCGCUUGUGAGUGGCUGCUGGGGGACCGGAAGCCAUCCCCAGAGGAGCUGGACCAGGGCAUCGACCCCAACAGUCCUCUCUUCCAGGCCAUCCUGGACAACCCAGUGGUGCAGUUGGGUCUGACCAACCCUAAGACCUUGUUAGGGCCAUUGAGGAAGGUCACCUGUGCUGGUGUCUUGGGUGUUGGCGCUCAGCUGUGCUCUCUCCUCACAGCGUUUGAAGACAUGCUGGAGAACCCACUUAACAGCACGCAGUGGAUGAAUGACCCAGAGACAGGCCCAGUCAUGCUGCAGAUUUCUAGAAUCUUCCAGACGCUGAAUCGCACGUAGGUGGUACCUACUGUGCCCCUUGGCUGUGUGUCCCACCUGCAUCCCAGGUGCUGGGCGGAGGGCCCAGCAGUGAUCUUGCCUGUAAGCCACCUUCAGCACCGGGCCUGGAUCACAGCUGUGGUGACUCUCCCUCCCUGACCUUACUGCUUAUCAACUUGUGUAGCGGUGCUUUGUAGGCCACAGUCCUAGCUUGACAGGUGUUUACAGAAAGGGGCUAUUGUACUGGGAAGGUGGGCGAUUGCAGCCCCUCCCCCCAGAUGUUCUGCUGAGCUCCCAGUGCUACUUGACUUGACCCAUGAAAGAAGGCAUGUUCCAAUCCAAAGUGUUAUGUCGCGUGUGCUAAUUUACCAGUGAGUCACAGAUGACCUCUUCAAUGAAUAAACCCUUUUCCUAUCUCCA
Nannospalax galili (Upper Galilee mountains blind mole rat) is the source of this 1782-nucleotide messenger RNA. RefSeq names its product UBA domain containing 1 (gene Ubac1). Bases 88 to 1383 code for a protein of 431 amino acids. NCBI's taxonomy places the organism in Eukaryota, Metazoa, Chordata, Mammalia, Rodentia, Spalacidae. The record is from RefSeq and is a predicted model, not a curated record. The transcript has 10 exons. Gene Ontology annotation, molecular function: protein binding.